GUGAACAGAAUGGAGAGAAAAAUAAGCAGAAUCUGUCUUGCUUCUGAACCUGGUAUAAUUCAUUUCCUACAAAUUGCUUGGGAGAAAACACUAGGAUCUGGUUUUGUAAUUACACUUACUGAUGGCCAGUCAGCAUGGACAGGGACAGUUGGUGAAUCAGAGAUUUCCAGAGAAGCCAGUGACAUGACGAUGGAAAAAGAACAAUAUGUUGAUGAACUAAGAAAAGGAUUGGUGUCAGGAGUAGGACCAGCUGGUGCAUACAAGUUUAAUUUUUCUAAAGAGUCUUGUAAUUUCUUCUUUGAGAAAAACCUGAAAGAUAUUUCAUUCAGACUUGGUUCCUUCAAUCUAGAGGAAGUUGCAAACCCAGCUGAGGUCAUUAGAGAACUUAUUUGUGACUGCCUGGACAUCAUUGCAAUAAACCAAGCCAAAAAUGAGAACCUGCAGAAAGAAAAUGAAAGGCUUCUGAGAGAAUGGAAUGAUGUCCAAGGACGGUUUGAAAAAUGUGUGAGUGCUAAGGAAGCUGUGGAAAGUGAUCUUUAUAAUCGGUUUAUUCUGGUGCUGAAUGAGAAGAAAGCAAAGAUCAGAAGCUUAAAUAAAUUGUUAAAUGAAGUUCAAGAACGAGAAAAAAACAUUGAGCAAGAAAGGGAAAAAACAUGUUCUGAAAUGUCUGCUGAUAGAGAUGCAAUCUACAAUGAAAGUACAGAUGAGGAAAGUGGAAACCUGCCUGCUCCCUCUGUGUUAGCUCCAGCUUCUUUGAGGAGAGAUGAGUCCAUUAUUUCAAGUCCUGAUAUCACUGAUAUUGCACCAAGUAGGGAGAGGAGACAGCAGAUGCGAAAAUAUCCUGGGACAGAACCUAAAAUGGCUUCUCAGGAACAUGAGCUUCUAGAAAUGAAAAAUUUUAAUUUCACAUAUAACAAAUACAGUCCACACAAACAGAAGUUCGUGAGGUCCUCAAGAACUUGAAAACAAUAAGGGGGUCCUGAGAGCCUGAGUUUUAGAGUUCUGUUAUAAACAAUGAAGAUGCGAAGACAGGCACAAUCCAUAUCUUAAGGAAACAGCCUGACGAGAGGGAGUUUUUGAGUUUCUUACAUAAAAGUAAGCAUUGUACAUUAAUGUAAUUAAUAAUGAACUUGUUUGGUUUAUGUUUAUCUUUGCAUUUUUAUUCUCUCUGCAAUUGUCCUGAUCUACGGUUCUUGAAAGUGCCAUCUGUAUACUAUAUCUUAUGUCUUCAGGCAAUAUAUGUGAAAAAUGGAUGUGUGCUAAACUUUCACUGGUUUGUGUUUAUCGUCUGAAUUUAUUCAUUUGCUCAAUACCUGUGAAACUGGCUUCAUAGAGUUCAAGGUAUUGUACGAUCUUUUUAAAAUAAUGACCCAAAAUAUUUCCAAUUUGCCAACAUUAGAGUAGCAAACUACUUCUAUAAUAUGAGAAAACAUACAUUCACAAGCAGUUUGAAAUAUUUAGAAAACUGUAUUUCAUUCAGUCAAUCUGUAAGCAAAUGAAUAAUGAGUAUCAGUUAUAUGCCACGCAUAAUAUUGGGUGUUGAGAGUUCAGGAGAGUAGAAAAUGGCACAGUACUUUUCCUCAUGGAGCUUCUGGUCUAAUUGUUCUGAUUUCAGGGUCUGGGGAAAAAUGGACUCUAUUAUUUAUGUUAAAGAGUUGCGUCUUAGUCUUUUCACUGUGUGAACUGAAUAUAAAUAAGGUUUUGAGUUUACUAACACUUCCUGAUUACACUGUAUCUUAAGCAGGUUUCUGAUAUGCAUGGUUCAAAGAUGAAAGAAGUUUCUAUCUGAAUCAAGACCAAA
Molecule: messenger RNA, 1801 nt
Organism: Manis pentadactyla (Chinese pangolin)
Lineage: Eukaryota; Metazoa; Chordata; Mammalia; Pholidota; Manidae
Gene: XRCC4
Product: X-ray repair cross complementing 4
Exons: 7
Coding region: 10-963 (317 amino acids)
Biological process (GO): double-strand break repair via nonhomologous end joining; positive regulation of ligase activity; response to X-ray
Cellular component (GO): DNA-dependent protein kinase-DNA ligase 4 complex; nucleus; DNA ligase IV complex
Molecular function (GO): DNA binding
Source: RefSeq, a predicted model, not a curated record